Messenger RNA from Pollicipes pollicipes, 4534 nucleotides. RefSeq names its product katanin-interacting protein. The record is from RefSeq and is a predicted model, not a curated record. The transcript is spliced from 19 exons. NCBI's taxonomy places the organism in Eukaryota, Metazoa, Arthropoda, Thecostraca, Pollicipedomorpha, Pollicipedidae. Bases 38 to 2740 code for a protein of 900 amino acids.
CAGGUCCAGCUGGAACGGCACCACGCCCGUCCAGGCCAUGACGUCGGAGAUGGACAGCCUCCAGGUGUUCUCCGAUGAGAGGCAGACGGUCUCCAGCUCCAGCAGCAUGAACAAUGUGCCAAAAUGGUUCGACUCGAUGGUCAAGUGUGAGAGGACCUCCCGAUCGUCGUCCCAGGAGCGGGCGUCCAUGCGCACGGCGGAGCCGGCGCCGCGGGUGCUAGACCUGGACCUGGCAGGACCUGGCCGUCUGCGUACCAGCUCCGGCUGCGGCCGACACCGGUCCGACGACCUUGACCUCGACCUGACCCCCGGCAGCCGCCGCUCUUCGCGAGGAGACGAGGGCUUAGAGGCGGACCGGCCGCGGCGGGAGGGCUCCGCCAGGUUCGGACGGCGGGCGCUCGGAACGCCGAAGACCCCGGACAGCUCCCGCAACACGGGCACCGCCUCGUCAGACUCGUCCAGCGGCCGACUCAACUCGCCGAAGGUGAUACCGGAGGACUGGCUGGACACGUUGCCGUCGCAGCCUCCCAUCUCGCCCAUGGCCUCCAGCCCCGGGCUGACGGGCGGCGCCGGCCGGCUGACCUCGCUGGAGGAGUCUUGGGGCCACCUGCAGGCCUUCAAUCGUCAGCAGCGAGGCCGCAUCAGCAGCGUCCAGCUGGACACGGCGGACGUCAUGCACAUGUACAUGCCGACCAAGGACAGAUUUUCGGGCGCAAAACUGGCAACGCUACCGCAAGUGGACGAGCACUCAGAGGCCAACGCUGAAGAGGAGGACUUCUUCAUCCCCGAGCUGCCGAAGGGGAAGAACCUGACCAUCAACAUCAAGAGCACGUGGGGCGACCGCCACUACGUGGGGCUUAACGGGAUCGAGAUGUUCUCCGCCUCUGGGGAGCCUAUCAAGGCGGAGAAGAUCAGCGCCGACCCGGCCGACAUCAACGUGCUGGACGAGUACAGCGGCGACCCGCGGGUGGUCGCCAAUCUGACGGACGGCGUGUACCGCACCAGGGACGACAUGCACCUCUGGCUGGCGCCCUUCAGCCCCGGGGGAGACCACCUGGUCCACAUCGGCUUCCCCCAGCAAUGCCAGCUGGCUAUGCUGCGCGUGUGGAACUACAACAAGUCCCGGUGCCACUCGUUCCGCGGCGCGCGACACGUGGAGAUGGCGCUGGACGGGAAGCCGAUCUUCUGCGGCGAAAUCGCCCGCGCCAGCGGCGGCAUUCUCGGCGGCACGGAGGCGUUUGGAGACACGAUCCUGUUCACGACCGACGACGAGAUUCUGGACAACAUCUCGCAGUAUGACGAGUCGUUCAGCGGCUACUGCGCCGAUCCGACGGCCACCAUCCACGCCGAGCUGCCAGUGGAACGGCCGCAGACGGCGGACGUAGACGAGACGGGCGGACGGCCGUUCACCUGCGGCCACGCGCUGGGCGGCGAGGCGUCGGGCCGCGUUCCCCAGCUCUCGUCCGGCGAGAUCGUCAGCUUCGACUCGUCCGGCGCCGUACCCCGCGGCCAGAUCGUCCAGCUGACCUUCACCUCGUCUUGGGGGGACCGGCAGCAGCUCGGUCUGACGGCACUGGAAAUAGUGCGGGAAAACCAGCAGGUGGUGCCUCUGAAGACCUCCUACCUGACUGCAUCGACAGCCACAGCGACACUGCCGAGACUGCUGGACGAGCAGCGCGUCAGCUGUGAUCCGGAGCACAUGUGGCUGGUGCCUUGGAAGGAGGGUCAGUCGGUGACGCUGAUCCUCCGCCUGCCGGCCACCACCGCCAUCGCUGCGCUGCGGGUGUGGAACUACAACGCCUCGCAGGACGACGCCUACAAGGGGGCGCGCAACUGCAUCGUCUCGGUGGACAACAAGCGGGUUUCGCCGGCCGAGGGGUUCGUGCUGCGCCGGGCGCCCGGCACCACCCACUACGACUUCUGCCAGGAGGUCAGCCUGCGAAGGGGCGGUCCGGUCGCCGCCGCCCGCCGCCAUGAAAAGUCCGGCAACGGACGCACGCACGUGCGCAUCAGCGACAGCGUGUACCAGGACGAGUACGAGGCGCCGAUGAUGCCGCAGGGGUUCGUGUUCCAGUUCCACCUGCUGUCCACCUGGGGAGACCUCUACUACACCGGCCUCAACGGCAUCGAACUCUACGACGCCUCCGGACACAAGAUCUCGCUCACUGGCAGGAACGUGGCGGCCUACCCAGACAGCGUGAACGUGCUGGACAACGUCUCUGGGGACGUGCGCACGCCUGAUAAGCUGGUGGACGGCGUCAACAACACCAUGGACGGCCGCCACAUGUGGCUGGCGCCCAUUCUGCCCGACAUGAUCAAUCGAGUCUAUGUGAUAUUCGACGAGAUCCAGACGGUUUCGAUGAUUAAGAUUUGGAACUACGCCAAGACUCCCACCAGAGGUGUCAAGGAGUUUGGGCUGCUGGUGGAUGACCUUCUGGUGUACAACGGCGUGCUGGGGCAGAUCGCGAGCACGGGCCGCCUCGUGGGUCAGGCCGUGCCCUACCACACCGUGCUCUUCACUUCGGACCGCGAGCUGGUCCAGAAAGAGCGUAACACUGUCAUCAGGCCGAUGAGUUCCGGGGAGAGUGAGGUGCGGCUUCUGAACAACAACCCGAACUCGCCAUCGGCCAUGACGCCGUCGGCCGGGGCCGGCUCUAAUGUCGACCAGAUGCGGCGGCCCUUCACCCAGCAGACGCCGGCCGCCGCGCUUGGACUGCGGCGGAAAACGCUGCAAACAUAACUUGCGGGGGUCGCCGAUAGGUGGAGGACCUGUCCUUGUGUUAUUCGGGUUCGAGGACGUGUUUCCGCUGCAUCUGUGAGCUGCGGACGAGCAGCAAGGGUGGCGCGUGUGUAGAAGUGUGGAGAAUUCGUCACUGCUCUUUGCUCGGACAAAUCCGGAGUUUGGUCGAUGUUCGGAGUGCUCGGCCAGACCGCUACCGGAUUACACGGGCAAAUAUAGAAGUGUGCGAAAACGGCCGAGUGUGUGAUGUGGGCUUGCCUAAGUAAGCAAAUCUUUCCACGGUGAUCCCAUUUACCCGCAAUGUAACAAUGGGAAAAUCACGUCGUAGGGGCUCCCUCUAAGACCGGCCGCCUUUGAAUGCACUUAUAAAUGCUGUGGGCGACUCGCAAUGCUUCAGCCAACGGGUGACAGCUCGUGAACAGAAAACAAAUGGUAAACACGUUUGGAUACGGGCAAAAUCCGUAUGUUGCAUUGCGCUCUGGCUUCAUAUUCCUUCGUUAGCUACUACAUGGAAUCAUUUAGUUAGAUCCUAAAGCGCGAUGCACAACUGGCAAGAGAAACACAGACAAUCAUUACUUCUAGGGUGAAAGUCCUAAAAAAAUAGUUGCCAUUUCCAUUGGGGCAUUCGGGACGGCUAAAAUUCCGGCCUGCUUUUGUCAAAUCAAUGGAGUAGGCACUGCCGUAGUAUGCUCAUCCCAAAAGGUCAUCACAAGCAUGGGCAGGCAUAGCGGAAUGAGGCAACAAUUUCCAGACUAGAAUGAACACCUAACGACGGGGCCGAGCGCCGUCUGACAAUCAUGUGAAGCAUGGCGGCGCUGUCCAUGCAGCACCAUGUGAGCUCUGGUGACCUGGCGUGGUUGUGGUGCCGCCCGGCGGCUGCCGGCAUCCAACCUGUGAACAUCACGGGACCCCGUGAAUCUCCCUCUCCUUGUGCCGAACCAUUGGAUGCUCCCCGUCUCGCGUGGUUCCCUCGCACGACCGUUCCCGUGUUGGGACGGCUUGGGCCUACAUCCGUGUGCCACUGUAUGUUGACCGUUGCGUUGGGUUGUGCUGUCUGCCCUUCACACGGGACCUCCCAGAUGUCGUGUCGCAGUUCUGGCAUGUCCCCUUGAGUGCAAAAGCACGGUAUUCCUCGGGCGGCCAUGUUCGAAGAGACUGACUGUGAUACCGUGCUUGCGGAAGUGGUGUUCGCACCACCACGAGUUGGUUCGCCGUCGAUCAUUGCGUGCGUCGGGGUUCAAACGCGACGGUCCGGACGCGUGUACACGGAUGGCGUUGCAGCACCUGUGUUCAUACCGUGGCGUAUUCCAUGCGUUAUUUGUAUAGCAGAUUCCAAAGUGCGGCACUGAUUGCUAAUAAUUGGUGCAAUUACAGGUAGCGUUGGUUUGCUUGACGUCUGCAAAAAGCGUAUCUUUCAAUUUUGUCCACCAAUUUCAUUUUAGUUGAUCAGCUGGAAAAGUUGCGGCAUGGUGUUAACAAACUGUUAACGAACGGGAUGAAGAGUAUAACAAACUGUCGCACGGCGUAUGGUGCUCGCAUACGGUGUCCAAUCAAUGGAAUGUCCAUGCUUCUGCUGGUAACAGAGGAAAGCGUGGCAUCCGGGCCUCUGACCCGCAGGCAAGUUCGAACCGGCGGUUCAUGAGUCGCAUGGAACCAGUUUGACCUGACAGUUUGAAAAUGUUCCGGAUUGUUGGUGGGCGCACACAGGGGCGGAGUGCGAACAGCUGUGCCCACAAUAGUGGCGCCACGUGUGUAAGGUUAUGUGCGGCUAAUGUCCUUGCCAAUACAUGAAUU